CCAGUCAGUCAGUCAGUUUCUCAAUCGAGGAACGUAUCUGUGCGUUUCAUUCAGAAAUUUCGUCCCAACUUCCACAGCCUCCCAAUCGUUGUUUUCCGUCGUGUGGCUCGAAAAGUUAUCACAACUUUUCGGAUGCUGGAAAAUGAGAGUGAGGAAGAUUGUGGUCCACCCGGGAGAGAGAAAACAAAAGACCGAGAGAGAAGCUGAGUGAAAAAUGCUGGGUUAGAAAUUGCGAAAAUUGUAUUCUUCUGACUGAACCAGAGCAGAAGCAGAACACACUGACUAUUUUGUCCUCGCCCUUUGUCAAUCUUUGACUGUUUCGGGAUGAUACGAUGUACGCGUUCGCCUUUUUUUAGUGGUCCAUUUUGGAAAAAGUUGAAGAUUUGAGUUGAGUUUCUAGUUCGGCAGUGGAAAAUUUGCUUUUCUAGUCGUAUUUGGUGUUUUGAAAAGUUCAUUUUUUUAUCGUGAUUGCUCAAUAAUUACUCAAAUGUGAUCAAAGUAGUCCGUCUAGCAACAAAAAAAGCACAACUAAAGAUAUGCAUUUAAAAACAGUAAACUUUCACACAAGGCCUACUAUUCCUGUUCUUCGUCGAACGUGUUACAGUAUUGUUGUGAGUAGCAUUUCGUAUGCCGAUCGAUUGGUUCUUGCUAGAAGUAACAGCAUAGGAUUAGAAACCGCAUGUGCCAUGUUUUAAAAGUUCAACUCGCAGCGUGCAGCAUUUAUUGAUUUAAAGGUUUUUAACCGGUGAAAAUUGACACCCAGAACAUACUCGUAUGGGUAAAAAGUUUUAAAAAAUUGUGUUGAAAAAAAACCGUACCAACAUGUGGUCCCCCGAAUCGGAAAUCAGCUCGAUAGCCUUCACGACGAUGCGCCACUCGUUGUCGGCGUCUUCCGGCAUAUCGUCACUGUCUAGCUGCGGAGAUCCGGAACGACUUCCAGAGCUGCCUCCAGGCGACGAGCAGCGCCUCCAAAGGGCAGCACUUAAUCUCCAGCAGAAGCUCAUCCUCCGAGAAUGGCUCAAGGAACAUCGCCUGCAGCAUCACUAUUCCAGGUUGGUUUCCAUCGAGGUCACUUCACUGGAAGAUGUCUACUGGUUGGAGGAUUCCCGAGCCAGUCAAAUCUUGGGCAAGGAUUCGUCCAUAUGGUCCCAGGCCCGGCAAAAGCUGCCCACAUCCAAGGCGAACUUGGAAGCCCUCAAAGCCGACCUGUGGUCUACGGUCGUCAAAUCCAGCCAACAUCAGGACGCCUGGACAUGGGGUGGGAUGCUGGUUGUGUCGGUCUCGGUGGCCGGUCUGGUAACCCUGGCGGCAAUGACCCAACCUUCUUUGGCUCCCGAAGCACGACAUUCACUGCUGCAAUACGUCACCGGAAAGUAUCUGCUUCCGGCUAACUGUAAGGUUCACUGGGACUGGCAGGAUCCAGCAAUCGUCGGUGGAACCAUGUGCUUUACCGUACGUUUUCAUCAGCGGAAUGGCCAAGCCUAUCCCAUCUGUGAUACCGAUCAAUUCUUUGUCGAGGUCACCGAAGGCAAUCGGAAGAUUAUCACCAUCAGUGAACUUGGUUCUCCGACAGAUCCAAAUAAUGCCAACAUUGCCAAGAUCAAGUUUACGGUUCGAACUGCCGGUCAGUACAAAAUCUCUGUUAUGAUUGGAUCCAGUCACAUUGCCGGGUCACCCUUUCUCAAAACAUUUAUCCCUGGCCCUAUGGACGCCCGAAGAUCACGACUGAUUCGUCCAGCCAGUACGGUUGUUUGCUGUGCCGGUGCUCCAACAUUCUUGCACAUUGAACCCCGUGAUGAACAUGGCAACACUUGUCAGUUCACCACUGAAUGUGAUCCCAUAAAGGGGUACAACAUCGAAAUAUUUGAUCUACAUGGCAACCCUAGUGAUAAGCAUUGCAAUGCAAUUACGCUGUCGUACGACAAAGUCAACGCCCGGAUCAGCCUCACAGCGCUCUUCCCUGAACCAGUCUGCCUUCGGGCGGUCAUAAGCUAUGCCAACCACCAGAUCCCGAACGGAGAUUUCGAUAUCAUUGUUCUGAGCAGCAGUGAUACGACCUUAGUACAUAAGAAUAUUGCUUCCAGGAAGCACAACAUUUGCUAUGAAGCCAAACUUUUUGGAAUCUUUGGUCAGCAAAAAUGGUCCAAACCUCGCAAGGUGCUAUGCUACGUGGGCCCCAAGCAGGUCACGAUCAAAGAAAUGAUCCUGAAAAUCAUUCCCAAACGGAUUGCCACUUUUCGGCUUUGCCCGUCAACAAAGUUCCAGUUUCUGCCACCGUCCAACAUUCAGCUGAACAACAACCACGGGGCCAUCUUCAUCAUCGACGAUGGCUGCCAGCCCAAGAUCGAGCUGGCCUCCAAGGAUCGCAACGUGAUUGCGGCCACCUUCACACACUUCCUGCUCAAGAACAUUGGCGGAUCGGAAACGUUCAAGGACAAGCAGGACUUUUUCUACCACGAAGUAAGACUAGUACGAAAAUUCCAUUCCAACUACUACCAUGAGAAGAUUUCCCUCAAGGUGCAGCGGGACAAGAUUCUCGAGUCCAGCAUGAAGGCCACCAAACAUUUCUCGGUUUCCGAUUGGUGUGGCAACUUUGAGGUUACAUUCCAGGGUGAACAAGGUAUCGAUUGGGGUGGCCUUCGGCGGGAGUGGUUCGAGUUGAUCUGCAGUGCCCUGUUCGAUCCUCGCGGUGGGCUGUUCUGUACAUUCCACGACAAACGGCAAGCCCUGGUUCACCCGAACCCAAACCGACCGGCUCAGCUCAAGCUGAAGUAUUUCGAGUUUGCCGGGAAAGUCGUAGGAAAGUGUCUCUAUGAAAGUGCACUCGGAGGAACCUACCGGCAGUUGGUGCGAGCUCGUUUCUCCCGAUCGUUCCUAGCUCAACUGAUCGGUCUGCGAGUGCACUAUAAAUACUUCGAACAGGACGACCCGGAUCUUUAUCUUUCCAAAAUUAAGUACAUUCUGGACACCGAUCUGGAUGCUAGCGAUAAUCUAGAGCUGUACUUUGUCGAGGAAAUCUACGACACCAGUGGACAGCUGGUCAAGACUAUCGAGCUGAUCCCGAACGGGGCCAAAACUAGGGUCACCAAUGCGACCAAAAACCAGUAUUUGGAUGCCUUGGCACAGCAGCGACUAUGCAAUAGUGUACGUGAAGAGGUCGACAGCUUUCUAAAAGGACUGAACGGAAUCAUUCCGGACAAUCUACUCAGCAUUUUCGACGAGAAUGAACUGGAGCUACUCCUUUGUGGAACUGGUGAAUAUUCUAUUGCCGAUUUCCGAGCCAACCACAUAAUCAAUGGAGGAUCGCCCGAGUUUCGAAGAGUUCUGGGCUGGUUUUGGGCUGCCGUCGGUAACUUUUCCCAAACCGAAAUGGCUCGAUUGCUUCAAUUCACCACGGGUUGUUCACAGCUUCCUCCUGGCGGGUUUCAGGAAUUGAACCCACGGUUCCAAAUCACUGCAGCUCCAACGUUUGGUAAUCUUCCUACUGCUCAUACGUGCUUCAAUCAGCUCUGCCUGCCAGAUUACGAGAGUUACGAGCACUUUGAGCGGGCCUUGAUGUUUGCCAUCAGCGAGGGAACCGAAGGAUUCGGAAUGGUCUAAAAUUCAUCGAUAGAAAACGAGUAACACCAAAAUCUAAAAGGAAAAAACCUUUAAAUGCAUUAUAAUUGCAACAGCAACAAUAGUCCUGAAGUCCAAUGCACAAAUGUGAAAUCAAAUGACCAAAACCACAAACCACAUAUUGUCAAUUCUCUGACAUGAAUAAUACAGAUCGUAAUCGAAAAACACAAACAUAUACUUGACAAAACAUUGAUAGUUGAUUUCAGAAUAUUUCAACCUAAUAAUUUAUUCUUAACAGAAAAUUAAAGUGCAGUUCAGCCGCCUAGUUCCGUAGAACAAGUUCAACAGAUUGAAACCAAACCUGUUUAUUCGGUGCAAUUGAUUCCUGUAAAUCGCUUUUGCAAUAAUAGCAGUUUUAAAUUUAUGAUAGAAUCAACAAAAUCUUUCUUGAUGCGCGCAUUUACACUUUUAGAGUUUCAUCGCAGAAUCAAGUCAACAGCAAUCGGUCCACACUUUCCAUAAACAAUAUUGGUGCCAAAAGCAAACUCAUUCGAAAGGUGCAAGUUAGUUGGUCAAUUCAUCCCACGUAGCGGCCGUUCCUCCCUUCAUUUACUCCAAAUAAUAGUGCCAAAACAUCACCCUCAUACUAUCCUUUCCACGACCAGAUAGGUCUUGUCCAAGAAAUGUCAUUUGGGAAACAAUAUUUCAAAAUGCGCCUUAAAAAUCUACUAAAGAAAUAGAAAAAAAGCAGAGUUACAAAUCUUUUUAAGAGAUUUAGCCGAUAAUUAAUAAAUUGAAGAGAGAAAAUCUCGUAAAGGCAUAAUUUAAAACAUAAUAAUUCAAGGUAGCAAAAAUAAGUAACAAAUUUGUGAUUUGUAGUUCUGUAAGCGUUAAUUGGAAUAUACCAAACAUUAAAAUUAAUAUUAUAAAACUCAUUUCCAAACACACAUAAACACAAAACACAUAAUCAUCGCUCACACGAAACGUAUCAGACAGAAAAACAAAACCGCAAGCAAACAUUUCACUGAAUAUCUCCAUCAAUCGAUGAGUUUAGAGGAAAUCGGAAGUAAAAAGCUUUAGCAAAGAGGCGGAAGAUAGGUAAACGAAAGCUGGGGAAAGAGAGUAAAAAAGAAAUAUUACAGAUCAUUCCAUGUCAAGCAAAGAUUUCAAGCCGACGGAAGGGGACGGAAUACAAAACCAAGCACAACAUUGUAGAAUUAUAAGUAUAAAAAGUACGGAAGAAUCUGACACAAAAACUCUGAUUCUGUGAUAGUUCAAAAAGAAAACCAAAAUAAACUUAAACUAAGAGAUAAAACCGAUAAGAAAUUAUGGAUGGUUCUUAUUUCGUCGUAGGUUCAAUAAUAAAAGAAAUUAUGAGCAUUUUAUCAACAGUUAUAGUUUUUACUAAAAAUAAGAAAACCAAUGUCGAGAGACGCAACAUUACUUCUUUCAUUUUUUAUAUCCUGCAGCUAAACUAUUCAUGUAUCCAAUCGCGUCAAAGUUGUUCUCUACAGUUUCCAACUCAAUCGGAAUCCACUUUUACCAGUUGAUUUUUCAAGCCAAAAGCUCGUCACAAGUUAUAGCAACUGAGCUUUUCAUUCAUACUUUGCGUGCUAUAAUACUGGAGAUAGGAAAACUCGAAGUACCGAUGUGAAAAAAUGAAAGCAAAUCACCCUGGGUGACAACAUCUAAACAAAUGCAGUUAUUUAUUCACGCGAAGGUUACUUUCGCUUUGAUUCAAACCGGAUUAAAAAUUCUUCAACAAAACUAGCAUGAAAAAAAAUAGAUUUCCACAGUUGAACCAAAUCAAAAUGCGUAGUAAUAAGAAAAAAAUAUUACACCAAUAAAUUGUAAUUGGAUUCGAAAAAUGUGGUUGCAAAACGAUAUUUGCUAAAAUAACCUUGGGAUAGAAAAUUCGACAAAUGAAUAAAUAUAUUAAUAAAUAUACCUUCAUUAAGUAGAACAAACACUA
This is a messenger RNA of Uranotaenia lowii, 5530 nucleotides long. RefSeq names its product apoptosis-resistant E3 ubiquitin protein ligase 1. The record is from RefSeq and is a predicted model, not a curated record. Gene Ontology annotation, biological process: positive regulation of protein catabolic process; negative regulation of apoptotic process; proteasome-mediated ubiquitin-dependent protein catabolic process. NCBI's taxonomy places the organism in Eukaryota, Metazoa, Arthropoda, Insecta, Diptera, Culicidae. The transcript is spliced from 9 exons. Bases 823 to 3600 code for a protein of 925 amino acids. Gene Ontology annotation, molecular function: ubiquitin-protein transferase activity.